ACCUGCGCGUCGCAGUUAUGGACUCUGGUGAACUGCGGUAUGCGUCGAAAAUUUGCGAUCUACAACGAAUCGUUUGUACAAAUACGAAAUGUUUUACGAUUUUCGAGAUUCGAAGGUAUUUGAAAACCAAAAGAAAAAUAUUUGUUUUGUUUACUGCGAUCAAAAUAGUACCAGAGGGAGACAGCUAUAGGUACUCGUAAGCAGCAGCAGCACGCAAAUACAUGAUUGCACAAGCGAGUGAAGACAUUAAAAUAGAGAGAGAAAGAAAGAAAGAACGAAGGUAAACUUGUACAAGACAGUAGAAGGGAUGCAACGAAAUCGGUCGUGAUUCAAUCGGAGCACUGAAUUACACAAAAAUAUAUUCGAAAUGUUUGAACCUACGGAACAGGGAAAGGAUCUGUGCAUUCACACUGGAGUGGUAUUGCGAGGUGCAAAUACAAGGGAAGAUGAAGUUCACAGUCUAGGCACAUUAAACAUUGUUGAAUAUAGUUUUGGCAAGUGUAUAGAAUGGAAACCUAUUGAAGAUUCUGUAGUAUCAGAAAAUCAAGACCAAGAUCCUGAAUGGUCUUUAGUAGAUACACAUACCAGGCGUACUCGUACUUCCUCAGAAGGGCCAGAUUCCCUUGGUCGUACAAGAAUUGUUAGAAUUUUAUUCUCAGAAUUAAGCUCAUUUCGUGUAAAUCAUGGAGGGCAGCAGCUUAUAUUUAUGCAAAAGGAUGGUACCACCUAUGUUGCCUUUUUUCAGUUGUCUAAUGCUGAAAGUUUUGUAAAUUCUUUGAAGGGUUUUAUUAAAUUUGUAAAGUCUCGUGCAAACAGAAAUUUGUAUAUUAUAGUAGAUGAAGUUCAAUCUGUAUUAAGUAAAUCGUUCGCUGAAUUAGAUUUAUUUCAAGAAAAUACUUCAGAUUAUGUUUGGAAAUUUGUAAAAAAUUUGCAUAACCGUCCGUAUGAAACAACAUUAGAAGCAUUUAGUAAACUGGCAGAUAUUUGGUUAUACAAAGAACCAGCUAAACGUCCGGUUGAAGAAGCAGUUGCAGAUUUAUUAAAUAGUUCACUUACGAUCGAUGUUCCUCAUCCUCCGGUAUCGGUCGGUUCUGGAGAGGAAUAUGAAGUAAUAGGAUUGGGUGUAGUAUUACCACCACGACCGCCUUGUCCAAGAGGUACCCCGCUAUCACAAGAACAGUGGAACAAAUAUAAGGAUCCAGAGGGAAGAAUUUUAAAUCCUCAAGAAGUAAAAGAAGUUAUAUUUCGUGGGGGUGUCGCCCCAUCGUUACGUUUUGAGGUAUGGAAAUUUUUACUAAAUUAUUAUCCAUGGGAGUCUACACAAAUUGAAAGAUUAGAACUUAAAAAAAAGAAGACUGACGAAUAUUUCAUGAUGAAGCUACAAUGGAGAUCUAUGACUGCUACGCAAGAGAAUAAUUUCUCCGAUUACCGAGAUCGAAAAAGUUUAAUUGAGAAAGAUGUGAACAGAACGGAUAGAACACACCCGUAUUAUGUGGGUGAUAAUAAUCCACAUUUAGCACAAUUGUAUGAUAUCCUCAUGACAUACGUAAUGUACAAUUUCGAUUUGGGAUACGUUCAAGGUAUGAGCGAUCUUCUUAGUCCUAUAUUAUGUUUAAUGGAAAGCGAAGUUGAUGCAUUUUGGUGUUUUGUUGGGUUUAUGGAUAAAGUGAGUACCAAUUUCGAAAUGGAUCAAGCCGGAAUGAAAGCCCAAUUAUGCCAAUUGUACAAUCUCUUGAGUACUACGGAUCCACAGUUAGCACAUUAUUUAAAUAGACACGAAUCUGGAAAUAUGUUCUUUUGCUUCCGUUGGCUUUUAGUAUUGUUUAAAAGAGAAUUCAACGCAGUCGAUAUAAUGAAAUUGUGGGAAACAUUAUGGACGGACUUGCCGUGUAAAAAUUUCCAUCUGCUUUUAUGCGCAGCCAUUUUAGAUACAGAAAGAAAUAUUCUCAUGGAAAACCGUUAUGGAUUUACAGAGAUAUUGAAGCACAUAAAUGAUCUUUCCCUCCAUAUUGAGUUACCUUGGACAUUAUCCAAAGCAGAGGGUAUUUAUCAUCAGUUGAUGGCUGUAGCGGACCAGUUACCCGAUAACGUUCGUGUAAUAAUUGGACUAGAACCGUUAAAUAAAACGUUGGUAGCUAAUGAAGCAGAAAAUGAUGAAGCUUCCGGACAAGACACUGAAGAAGCUGGUGAAGUGAAGACUAAUUCAAGAAGAAAUAGUACGGAAAGUGGUAAUGUUAAAUUUGGGAAUAACGAAGUGUCGUUUGAACGGGGGUUAAAUUUAUCGUACAUGUGAGACCAGGACCGAUCGUUCAUCAUAAUUUGAAGAACGCGUUGUGUAUCGCAGUCAAUCCUGAAAAAUUUAUACUUUUAAAGAAUGACAUUUACAAUUCUGUUUUUAGGAAGAAUAUAUGUAUUGUUUGUCGAAAUAAUGAAAUCAUGUCUUUUUGGUUUGCAACGAGUUGUAUCGUUGUACGAAAUGAAUGAGUUGUAUAAAAUGUAAGAAAGGUAUUAUUUCAAUAGAACGUGUCGAUCGCUGAAUUAAAAAUUUUGCUUCAUAAUUGUCAAAUUUACAAAGUUACAGCAAAAAUUUGUUAGUAGCGUUGAAUUUUUAGAUAUUUAUGAAAUUUAUUGUAAUUACAAAGAGAUUAUAGACCACGCGCAUAUUUAGUAAGUAAGAAGUAGUUUCAUACAGAUCUGUAUGUUCUUUGUCUUAACGAUACUUUUAAUGCACAUCAAUUCGAAACGAUAUGCAAAACUUAUUCACAGCGUAUUUUCACUUCAACUGGUGUUUAUGCUGGUGUUAUUUUCACUUAAGUUCGAAUGUCUUUUUCCAGAUUUGUAUAAAGUCUCACAAUAGUACUGUAUAUUUCUAAUAAAAGUUACCUGUUUAAUCUUUGAUA
Molecule: messenger RNA, 2900 nt
Organism: Osmia bicornis bicornis
Lineage: Eukaryota; Metazoa; Arthropoda; Insecta; Hymenoptera; Megachilidae
Gene: Tbc1d15-17
Product: TBC1 domain family member 15
Exons: 9
Coding region: 368-2293 (641 amino acids)
Biological process (GO): activation of GTPase activity
Molecular function (GO): GTPase activator activity
Source: RefSeq, a predicted model, not a curated record